CGUGUUGACCGGCUACCGGCCAGCCAGUAGCGGCUCAGGCUGCCUGCGCAGCCUCUUCUACCUGCACAACGAGCUGGGCAACAUCUACACGCACGACUGUGGACUCCCUGAGGACAUUACCUGUCCUCUCUGCUGAAGCUGUGUGAUGGAUAACUGUUUCCCUCCCCCAGGGCUGGCCCUGCUGGGCUUCCUGGUGCUGCUGCCAAUGACCAUGCCCUGGGGUCAGCUGGGCAAGGAUGGCUGGCUGGGGGGCACACACUGUGUGGCCUGCCUGGCACCACCUGCAGGCUCUGUGCUCUAUCAUCUCUUCAUGUGCCAUCAAGGGGGCAGCCCUGUGUACACGCGGCUCCUUGCCCUGGAUAUGUGUGGGGUCUGCCUCGUCAACACCCUCGGGGCCCUGCCUAUCAUCCACUGCACCCUGGCCUGCAGGCCCUGGCUGCGCCCAGCUGCCCUGGUGGGCUACACCAUGCUGUCAGGUGUGGCUGGCUGGAGGGCCCUCACCGCUCCCUCCACCAGUGCCCGUCUUCGAGCUUUUGGUUGGCAGGCUGGUGCCCGCCUCCUGGUGUUCGGGGCCCGGGGAGUGGGACUGGGCUCUGGAGCUCCAGGCUCCCUGCCCUGUUACCUACGCAUGGACGCCCUAGCACUGCUUGGGGGGCUAGUGAACGUGGCCCGUCUGCCAGAGCGCUGGGGACCUGGCCGCUUCGACUACUGGGGCAAUUCACACCAGAUCAUGCACCUGCUCAGUGUGGGCUCCAUCCUGCAGCUGCACGCUGGCGUCGUGCCUGACCUGCUCUGGGCCGCCCACCACGCCUGUCCCCCAGACUGAGCCAUGGCCCACACACAAUGCCAGCCUGUCCAGUCUUCUAGGGCCAACACCACCAGGCUUCCCUCCUGCUGCUGGUCUGCAAGGGACCGGCUCCUUGGAUGCCUCCCAGCUGUUCACCCACUCUUCCCUGUGGACGAGCCUCUACUCCACCCACACCUCGGAGCUCCCGCUUCCUUCCCCGCCUCCUUCCAGGGCAGUGUCUUCCUGUGCAGCUAGAAGGAAACCGGUCCUUCCAAGGGCCUGUUUACCCUCCAUGACCUGUGAGGGUUGGACCAGAGGGAUGUUGGGGUCCGUCUAGCUCUGAUGGCUGGAGUCCUGCCAGCCCAGAGCCAUAGCCCCACCCAGACCCUCAUAAGGUACCUCAUGGGUGGCUGGCCCGGCCACCAAUCCACGAUUCCUCCAUCUUUUGGCCCUGCAUGCCAGCCCAUCCAGCAACCUAAGGCUCACCCACCCCUUCUUCCUCUGUCCAGAAUGGAGUGAGGGGUUUGGACAGCAGGACUAUUCAUUGAUCCCAGGACCAAGGGGCAGGAAGACUGCUGCUGCUUUUCCCAGGCAACUGGCACAGAUGUGAAGAGCUGAGUGGCCCUGGCCCACUGGGCUAAGGGCCCACCCUCCACCUUGAGUGCCAUGUUCUGAAGGCUCAACCUGCCCACCGGGGACACGCCUGCUCAGGAAAUCUCUGGUCCACCCAGCAUGGGGCUCCCAGCUGCAAUGUGCUGGCCUGGGGCUCUGCAGCCAGCCUCAGCCUCAGCCUGUCCCAGGGCCCUCAGACCCUGGGCGAUGUCAAUAAAAUGGGCAGGAAGUGCUGUGUUGCCAUGCAA
This is a messenger RNA of Myotis brandtii (Brandt's bat), 1647 nucleotides long. It is a transcript of the gene PAQR4, whose product is annotated as progestin and adipoQ receptor family member IV. Gene Ontology annotation, molecular function: signaling receptor activity. The record is from RefSeq and is a predicted model, not a curated record. Bases 146 to 826 code for a protein of 226 amino acids. The transcript is spliced from 3 exons. Lineage: Eukaryota; Metazoa; Chordata; Mammalia; Chiroptera; Vespertilionidae. Gene Ontology annotation, cellular component: membrane.